This is a messenger RNA of Rhagoletis zephyria (snowberry fruit fly), 2196 nucleotides long. RefSeq lists its product as uncharacterized. NCBI's taxonomy places the organism in Eukaryota, Metazoa, Arthropoda, Insecta, Diptera, Tephritidae. The record is from RefSeq and is a predicted model, not a curated record.
UGCUUUCUCGAAACAGCAGCGAACAGUUGAACAGCAGCACUCAGAGCGUACGGAUCAGUCACCGGCUUGGGCGAAAGCGGCACACACAACUUCUCACGUACUUCAGCAAAUUUUCUUCUCCACUACACCUCAUUCCAUUCCGUUGUUCAGUGUACGGGUUCAGCACGGGUUGGUUCGCUUAAUUCAGUUUCAGCCUUUUGUGGGUUCUGGUGGAUUUUUUUUCACACUUCUCUUGUUAUACCGACAAAAGUGGCGUAAAGUGUUGGCAGCACCAGCUACUAAAUAAAACAUACAGUUACAAAUCGCAUCAGCACCUCGUCAAAUCGUUUAAUCACAAAAUGGCCGAAAAUUGUCCAAAGUGCAAAAAAUCGAUUACUAAGGAGGGCAUUGUCAUUUGCAAUUCGGAUGAUUGCAUGAAAAAGUUUCACCGGGCCUGUGUGAACAUCGAUGACGCAGUCUACGAUGCGAUCCAGAAGAAUCCGUUGAUUUCAUUCAAUUGCGAAGAAUGUAAAAAUCAAUCGCCCAAGGCGCUGGCCGCCAAGCUGCAGACCAUGGAGGAAAAACUGAAUAAAGUCUACAAUGGCGUGAAUCAGAUUUCGACACGUAUGUAUCAGCAGUAUUUCCAAUUCGGCAACGCGAACAACGUCGACCCGAAGAAGCAAACCAACAACCUUAUCGUGGUUGGCAACAACUGCAAUUCCGAUCGUCUGCAAGUUGUCUGCGACUAUGGUCGUUGGGUGCAGGUGGGCAAAUUCGCCACCUCCACCAGCGAGGACGACAUCAUCGAGCACUUGGCCGAGGAGUUGAAGAUCAACAAGAACCUGGUCAAGUGCACUAAGCUGGUGAAGAACGAUGCGAAUUUGUCGCAAUUGUCGUAUUGCAAAUUCAAGAUAUCCAUACCGGAUUAUCGUUUCAAUGAGUUGUUCAACGAAAAUAUUUGGCCCAGCGGUGUUAUGGUCAGCCCAUUCACACCACGUUCGCAGUUGAAUCAGAACCGUAUAUAAGGCAAAGCCAUUGAAGGGCGGGUGGAUGACGGCGCUAAUCGCAGGCGUAUAAAUAAUAAGAAGAAGAAGCGGAAAAGAACAAAAGAGGACGGAGAUGAGAAUGAGGAGGGCGAUGACGAACGGCAACCGGAGCCGAGGCAACAACGCGAACGCAAGCCGGCUGAGAAAGCAACAGCAACAGCAACCACAACUGCGACUGCGACUGCGGGAGCAGCGGCAGCGGCAGCGGCAAUGACACACGAUAAGCAUUCGACAGGGGGCGCAGCUGCUGAGGCGAGAGGAGAGCAGGUGUUGAACAAAAAGGAAAAUAAUUCGGUUGGUAAGCAAGUGGAAGCAGAGGAAGUACGGGCAAUAAAUGAAAACACAGAAACCGGGAAUGAAAAGGAAGAAGAAAAAGCAGCAGUAGCAGUAGCAGCAGCGGUGCCGGAAAAUGAAACGAAUGAUGAAACGGAUGCCGAUGGGGAAGAGUACGAGGACGAAGAAGAGGAGGAAGAAGAAGAAGAAGCAGAAGACGAGGAAGUCGAAUCGAAUGUGAACGCAAGCGAGAUGACAGCUGUUAGCAAGGCAGCCGGCGAUUAGCGAGCGUAAGGAACGUGUGUACGAUAGAGACAAGUCCUUCACUUUUCCGCAGGGGGUGUAUGAGUGGGUGGGGGUAGCGAUAGCGUAUUUAAAUGGUAAAUGGGGGUACGAAACAUAAGGGGCGGCGAUUAAAUGGCGGCGUACAGAAGAAAAAUGAAAACGAAAAAAAUGUGUACGGUUUUGAGGAGAAAAAAUAUUUAAUGAAAAUUUUUAUAUUUUCCAACGCGAAUUAAGCUGUGCCACGAACACCGGCAUUGCUUGAAAUUUUGAUUUCUAAAUCUUUCAGACACUUUGAUGUCUGUCUUUUAUUAAAGUGAAUCGUGCAAAUUGUAUCGAUCCAAUUCCAUUUAAUGAAACAAAAAUAGAGUUUUUAGUGCAUGAAAAUGCCGAUAAACCAUUUGAAGACAACUUUAAAAUGCAUUUCAAGUAUUUUAGAAUUGAAAUUGAAAAAUAAAAAUUUAAAUAUGACGAUUUACAUACAAACAUAUAAAAAAAGUCUUGUUGCAAAAGCAAAUAAUUAUGCAAAACAAUUGAAUGAAGAAUGAAUUAUCUAGUAAUUUAAAAUGAAUAUUUGUCGUACUUACACACUUAACAAGCAAACCCAAAAAAAAAA